Molecule: messenger RNA, 2550 nt
Organism: Thamnophis elegans (Western terrestrial garter snake)
Lineage: Eukaryota; Metazoa; Chordata; Lepidosauria; Squamata; Natricidae
Gene: CREB1
Product: cAMP responsive element binding protein 1
Exons: 9
Coding region: 258-1292 (344 amino acids)
Biological process (GO): regulation of transcription by RNA polymerase II
Cellular component (GO): nucleus; ATF4-CREB1 transcription factor complex
Molecular function (GO): protein binding; cAMP response element binding; DNA-binding transcription factor activity, RNA polymerase II-specific
Source: RefSeq, a predicted model, not a curated record
CCGAGGCAUGCUCGGCGGCGCUUGCUCCCUGGCUGGCUCCUCUCUCUCUCUCUCUCCCCUCAGUCGGCCGCUGCCGCUGCCUGCCUGUCGCCGGGGCUGGGAGAGAGCCUGAGAGGGAGAGCGUGUGUGUGUUAUGUGAGUGACGCGGCGGAGGUGUAGUUUGACGCGGUGUGUUACGUGGGGGAGAGAAUAAAACUGCGGCGAGAGCCUCGGCGCGAACGAAAGCAGUGACGGAGCAGCCUGUAGCCGAUAACUAAAUGACCAUGGAAUCUGGUGCAGAGAACCAACAGAGUGGAGAUGCAGCUGUUACAGAGGCAGAAAAUCAACAGAUGACUGUUCAGGCACAACCACAAAUUGCAACAUUGGCCCAGGUAUCCAUGCCUGCAGCUCACGCAACAUCUUCCGCUCCCACUGUGACUUUAGUGCAAUUGCCUAACGGACAGACAGUUCAAGUCCAUGGCGUCAUUCAAGCUGCACAGCCAUCAGUUAUUCAGUCUCCACAAGUCCAGACAGUUCAGAUCUCCACUAUUGCAGAAAGUGAAGAUUCACAGGAAUCUGUGGACAGUGCCACUGACACCCAGAAACGAAGGGAAAUUCUUUCUAGGCGACCUUCCUACAGGAAAAUAUUGAAUGAUUUGUCCUCAGAUGCCCCAGGAGUGCCAAGGAUUGAAGAAGAAAAAUCUGAAGAGGAAGCAACAGCACCUGCUAUUACUACUGUCACCGUGCCAACUCCAAUUUAUCAAACAAGCAGUGGGCAAUACAGGACUGGUGUUGCUGAUAUCCACCAUCAAUAUGGCAAUGCUGUGCAUGCAGUUGCUAUCACCCAGGGAGGGGCAAUCCAGUUGGCAAACAAUGGCACAGAUGGAGUCCAAGGCCUGCAGACUCUAACUAUGACCAAUGCAGCUGCAACCCAGCCAGGUACCACCAUUUUACAGUAUGCGCAGACUACUGACGGACAACAGAUUCUGGUACCCAGCAACCAAGUAGUGGUACAAGCUGCCUCAGGAGAUGUUCAGACCUACCAAAUUCGCACAGCGCCCACAAGCACCAUUGCACCUGGUGUCGUCAUGGCAUCUUCCCCAGCUCUCCCCACUCAACCAGCAGAAGAAGCAGCGCGGAAAAGAGAAGUCCGUCUAAUGAAGAAUAGGGAAGCAGCACGCGAGUGUCGCAGGAAGAAAAAAGAAUACGUCAAAUGUCUAGAAAACAGAGUAGCUGUUCUUGAAAACCAAAACAAGACAUUAAUUGAAGAAUUAAAAGCACUUAAGGACCUCUAUUGCCACAAAUCAGAUUAAUUUUAAUUCCCCGUUUUUUGUUUGUUAAUGGGGAAAAAGACUGGUUUGGUAAUAGCCAAACAGACAAAACAAACUUUUUAUUUUCUAAGCAUUUUUUUUUCUUUUCUUUUUUUUUUUCUACAUACACAACUGUCUGAAAGCAACUAAGGAAUUUGAUUCAUCUGUGCUUGGCAUUAAACUGUGAAUGUUGCACAUCUGCCUUCAGUUCUUCCCCUCCUGAAAUCAAUUUCAUCACAGUACACCCUGGUUCUGAAGAGAAAAAAAAUAUCAAACUUCCUCUUCAAGAAAUAAUAAUCUUCAUUUGUGAAGUUGCAAGAGUUGGAAGUUUCUUAACAAUAAUUUCAAGAGUCAGCAUAAUGUCAUCUGAAUGCCUUCUUAGUGUUACCCUGGACUUUUGCCCUGAAAUACUCAGUGGGCCACAUAUAUAACCAAGGUAUGAUGUACUGAGGUGGUUGUGAUUGCCAAGUUAUUGCAUAAUUUCCAAUAUAUGUUAGCAGCAGUACAGUUAACAUCUAUAUGGUGGGAUAAUGCCAAAGGAGGUGCGUUUCAGGUAUACUAAACAUAGAGGAAUAGGAGUAAGCUGAAGAAAUUAAGGAAGAGGCAAGUGGGACAAUUAUGAACCCAAUCCAAUUUUUGUACAACACAAAAAAAAAACCCACUUAUUUUCUAUAAUGUUUUAAUAAAUUUAAUGUAACCAGAUUUCUGAAUUCAAAUGACAACUCUCACUUUAAGCUUGGUUGGGAUGUGAACUGGUAGGAAGCAAUAGAGAAGUAUAUGUUUAAGAUGGGAACAUAAUAGUACAUUCACUACUGUUUCCUUUUUCUGUAUCCAAAAGCGAGAUUAUCCAAGGUAACGAUUAGAAGCAUAGUUAGCCUAAUGCCCACUUUGGGAAAAGAAACCUUACGGCUGUCCUAAUUGUAUCAUGCAAGUAAUAAUUUUGAAACUUUGCCUCUCGAAAUGUUUGACUUUUCUGUUUUGCUUAAAACCUCCUUUGAUAUAUCUUUAAAAAGAGGUAAAUACAUUCUCUGUUGCAUCAUCUGCAUGUAUAGUGUGGAUAUGAUAAAGAUUUUUUUUUGUUAAAAUCCUACCUAUUGUAUAUUCAGAUGGUGUUACAUUUAUCCCCUGGACAUUUUUAUCAAACACAUUUAAUGCAGCCUACAAUUCAUUUAAGCUGCCUGAUAUCAAUAGGCCUCCCUGUAAUUUAAGGUUAUUUAUAUAUAUGUUGUUGUAUUUGUGCUGAUAAAUAAAUAAAGGGAGA